AUGCCUAUAUUUGGCGGCAUGCUGUCGGCAUUGCCUGUCUAUCUGUGGUGUCAAGCUUCAGCAGCCCUUGGUGGCUUUGUUCGCUGCGUCGACAACGAGGUGAUUUUCUGUGCCUCCUUUGCUUCCGUUGUGUAUCUUGUCCGGCGCAUUCUUGAUCAGGUCGCCCUGGACCUCAUCUCCACGCCAUCUUUAGCAGUUUCUCCUUUUUUGUACGACUGUAACAAAGCCUCCUGCUCGAUAGCAGGUAACAGAGCAUACUAG
Molecule: messenger RNA, 261 nt
Organism: Gaeumannomyces tritici R3-111a-1
Lineage: Eukaryota; Fungi; Ascomycota; Sordariomycetes; Magnaporthales; Magnaporthaceae
Exons: 3
Coding region: 1-261 (86 amino acids)
Source: RefSeq, a predicted model, not a curated record